This is a messenger RNA of Diorhabda sublineata, 2320 nucleotides long. Its product is annotated as beta-1,4-galactosyltransferase 4. The transcript is spliced from 5 exons. NCBI's taxonomy places the organism in Eukaryota, Metazoa, Arthropoda, Insecta, Coleoptera, Chrysomelidae. Gene Ontology annotation, molecular function: N-acetyl-beta-glucosaminyl-derivative 4-beta-N-acetylgalactosaminyltransferase activity. Bases 122 to 934 code for a protein of 270 amino acids. Gene Ontology annotation, biological process: carbohydrate metabolic process; glycosphingolipid biosynthetic process. The record is from RefSeq and is a predicted model, not a curated record.
GUCAAAUUUAACAUAACAAACCAUAACCUCAAUAAACAAGUCAAUAAUUAGAAAUAAUGAAUAUGUAUAUAACGUAUAUAUUCACUUCACUGUAGUAAUAGAUAUGAGUUUCAUAUAAAAAAUGAUCAAGAAUCUCUUAAUCGUUAUUGGAUUUUUAAUUUUAGUUAUUGCAGUAUACUACCCAUCCAGACACGCUAGACGUUACGAUUAUAUUUCAGUCGAAGAUAUACCAAAUGAAUUAAAUUUACAUUGGCCCCAAUUUAUAGAUUACCACUUAAAAAAUUGUUCGUUACAAAAUAUUCUUGUAAAUAGCAAAGAAAUUGACAUAUCAUCUAUAACUAAAGAAAAAUAUUUCCAAAAACCUCUUACAGGGGGAGAAUUUAAACCAGACAGUUGCACACCUCUAGAAAAAUCAGCAAUAAUUGUACCAUAUCGAGAUAGACCAUAUCACUUGAAACAUUUUGUAAACUUUAUGCACUGGUACCUUCAGCAACAGAGUCUACAUUAUAGAAUAAUUGUCGUACAUCAAAAUGAUUCCUUGCCAUUUAACAGAGCAAAAAUGUUGAAUUACGGUGCAAAAUUUGCUAUUAGAUUAAACUAUCAUUGUUUAAUCCUCCACGAUGUUGAUCUCAUUCCUAUAAACACUGGAAAUAUUUAUGCUUGCUCAAAAAAACCCAGACAUAUGUCUAGCAGCCUUGAUACCUUCAGAUAUAACUUACCAUAUCUAACUCUGUUUGGGGGGGCAGUUUCUAUUACAUCUGAACAAUUUAUAAAGGUAAAUGGGAUGUCUAAUAUGUUUUAUGGUUGGGGUGGUGAAGAUGAUGAUUUCUACAGGCGUUUAACGUUAAAUAGUAUGGAACCUUGCAGAUUUUCACCAGAAAUUAGCAAAUAUACCAUGUUAAUUCAUAAGAAAGAACAGGCGAGUGAUAAAUAAAGUUGCACGGAGUAGACAGAAGCUCUCAUUGAUAAUUGUUGUAAGUUUCUAUAUUAAAAACAUAGAUAAAUUAUUAAUCUAUGGUCAUCAAAUACUAAUAUAUUCUUUGUUAUAUCCAUCAUAGAACAAAAAUGUAUGAAUAAAGUUGUUGGAUAUAAUCAUUUCUAUCAUACGUAUUCUUUAUGGCUGUGUCAUAAACCUAGUUUCCUAUUUCCAUGGAAAACUAUUACUUUAACUUAUUAGACAUAACCUCAAAACUGUCAAAAAUAACAUUUCGUAGACAUCGAUUUCAAUUUCUAUUAGUUUACUGUCACGUAGUGUAAGUAUUAACAUGAAAUUUGAGAAAUAAUUUAUGGCUUAUACAAAAUGAUAUAGUAAAUUAGUUUAUUUCUAUGAUUCUAUUUAUUUUUUCGCCGCUUUUGUGAUAAACAUAGUAUAUGUGCAAUUUCAUGAUGACGAUCGACAUGGACUUAUAGCGUGAAAUAAGGUCACGUGGUAUAAUUUCGACUGGAGCUCAUCUUAUAUUGAUGCAGCGUCAAAACUAAACAUUGUUCAGAUUUUUAAAUCUGGCAAAAACAACCUUUAUUAUCAGCUGUUUACUAGUAUUGUGAUGAAUGGAAUGGGAACUGAAUAUUCCAUAGUAUUAUAUCAAUAACUAACGAUAUAUUUAUAUACAUUUAUCGAUAAGAAUAAUUCACCCAGUAAAGCUGAGAAUUUAAUCAAGCAAUUAUUGAAUAAAUUAACUUUUGACAAAGGUGAUAUAUUUUUUCAAAGUUUUGAGGCUUGACGCUGCAUCAAUUUAAUUUGGCGCCUCAGUCGAAAUUAUACCACAUGACCUCAUUUGACGUUUUAAGCCAGCGUCUCUAGCUCUAGCAUCAACAUGAAAUUGCACUUUAAAAGUAGAAAGAAUCUCUGAUAGAUAAUUGUCAUAAGUUCAUCUACUCAAAACAUAGAUUAAUUAUUAAUCUAUGUUCAUCUACUCAAAACAUAGAUUAAUUAUUAAUCUAUGGUAAUAAAAUACUUCUAUUUUUAAUGUUAAACAUAUCUUUAACAAAAACUUCUCUGUUAUCAGCAUAUCUAAUUAAAAAAAUAAACAAAUAUCUUCAUAUUUAUCAGUCACAAUUUAUAUCAAUAAUUAAACUAUCAAUUGAGCUUAUUAAACAUAAUCUCUUUUACUCGAAACUAUCAAAAAUAACAUUUUGUAGACUUCUAGUUUCAACAUUCGUUCUACUUAACACGUAGUAGAAGUAUUAACUUAGAAUUUAGAAAAUUAAUUAACUAAUUAACAGGGUAGUAUAUUUAUGUAGUUAAAUAUUUAGAAUUAUAUAUUUAUUUCAACAUUCCUACAAAAGACUGUGUUACCAAACAGUUUUAUAAGAAUUUUAU